AUGAAUUUGAACGAGACGGUCGUAUGCUUCUUGGCGGUCACCUUUGAAUCAUUACUGUUCGGGAUCAGCCUGGCCCUUUUAGCUUUCACUCUAAAGGAAUUACUACGCCCGCCCUCCGUCAACUGGAGAAUGUUCGCCCUCAUCUGCAUGUUUUUCACACUGUCUAUCAUUGGUUACUCAACAAUGUUAUACAGUAACAUCACGUUCACUAUCUUGGUUACACGUGGGGCCGUCGAAAACACGGCAGUUUCGUACGCAGUGUUUUUCUAUUCGGGUUUGUCGACGACUAGAAGGGCAAUUUGUCUCCUGCCGUAUAUGGGCAGUGGGCUGCUCGCAGACGCUGUGGUGGUCAUCCAGGCUCUGGCGAAAAAAAUGGGUAUUGGUCUUACCAUGUACUUUGUGGAUUUGUCUCCUUCGGCAGUUGGAACUCUGGUAACCCGACUUCGCGCUAGUGAUUUUAAUCCAGAGAGAGAACAGGUAGCGCGGAUCUGGUCUACCAUUUCUAUAUGUCUGUCUUUAGCCACAAACCUUCUUAGCACAGGUCUUCUGGCUUAUAAAGUUUAUUCCGUGAACAUGGCAGCCGGCCCAUACCGCCUUAGCACCUCCUCACCGACGUUAGCCAUGAACAUUCUGCGGGUGGUAGUCGAAUCUGGAAUAAUUUACUCUGUGUGGUUGAUUGUCGGUCUAGUUUUGCUGGUGACUCGUGCGAGUAUUACGAGGGUAUUUCUUAGUCUUAACUCUAUCAUCCCUAUCACUUUCUACCUCAUUAUUAUCCGACUCGGGCAAGCACGUCGAAAAGAAUCGGAAAGCACGGGAAUGGAAUCUGGCAUGGUGUUCCGGACGACCACGAACUCGGACUUCACCGACUUCACCUUUACUACAAUCCACAGUCGAAGGAACGCUGUUGGAACUUUAUCCAAUCUCUCUGGGAAAGGUAGCUUCGGCAAGAGUGUAGGGAGCCUAUACAGUGACGGGUACACCAGUCCACCACUUUCUCCGAGAAGCCUGCCACGCAAGGGCUCGGUGGUGAGAGUCAUUGAACAUGGGCAUGAGCUGGCGAUACGCACCGGAAGAUCGUCAUAUGAUGCGAGUACUGUGACCUUGGGUUCCAAUACGAGCCCAAGUCCUCAGAGCUCUCUGCAUUUGAGAAAGGGUUCGCAAGACUCGUCUGUAAUGGUCAUUCAGAGUGCGCCAACCGGACCAUUGAAGGAGGUUCCGGAGGCUGUGAUUAAGGGUUGA
Molecule: messenger RNA, 1239 nt
Organism: Marasmius oreades (fairy-ring Marasmius)
Lineage: Eukaryota; Fungi; Basidiomycota; Agaricomycetes; Agaricales; Marasmiaceae
Exons: 7
Coding region: 1-1239 (412 amino acids)
Source: RefSeq, a predicted model, not a curated record